AAAUUAUAUAAGGUUGAUUUUCUAGAAGAAAUUAAAAGCACUGGACUAUAUUUCGAAAGAUUGAUGAAAAAGCUAUGCAUUUUAUAAGAAAAUGAAUGACAUAAAUUGGAUUCAAACUAAACUACCAAUUUUUUUUUGAAUAGAUUUCAGUAAAUAAACUGUAGAUAGUAUUUAGAUGACUCUGAUUUUUAGUUAGAUAUUUUUUGGAUAAAAUUAGCCAAUUUGUUUUUGUUUAAUCAAAUUAUAGUAAAAUCAAUUUCGUGGCAAAAGACCACUAGAUGUGUGGUAAAGUAGCUCAACUUUCCCAUUUCUACCAUAAACAACGUUGACUACAUUCUCUGGUUCAAUUUGGUAUGGAAGAAUACCAAUAUGCUCAUAUAGUAUCUUUGACCUUUGCUGAAUGAAAAAAAGGAAAUAAAUAAAAGAAAGAAGCUGUAAUUUGAUAUUUUACCAAACCAGUCAUGUCUCUCUUCCUGUCCUAAAAAUCAAUUUUUAAAUAUCUAAGACCAAAACAAUCUCCACACAUCUCACUAGACUAAACUAAAUUCUCAGUGAUCACUCUUGUUUCUCUGCACUAGAGUUGCACCAGGACUCUCUCACUUUUGGUAAAGCCUCUCUUCUUCUCCUUAGCCUUAACCUUAUCGCCCUCUCUUUUUUUUUGUCAUGGAGUGGUUCAUAGAUCUUAAGGAGUGUUUGAUAUUCUCUAUGUGUAGUUGAUGAGAAGUCAUAAAAUGAUCAGACCUUAUCCCAAAAUUUAAUCAAUACCUUUUCAUGCGGUUCUUCGUUGUAAUUUUCAAACUUGGAGUGUUAGGAGAAUGAGAUGAAUUUAUAUUAAGCUUUUAGGGUUGCAUGUUUGAUUUUUCAACUAGAAUUCAAUGAUAUCCUCUUUACAAAUAAAUGCCUGAUACGGUUUAUGCACACAUGUACUUGUUAGCUUCUACCCGUGGACCAAUUAUUUAAACUUGUAACUGAAUGUUUUGGUUAUCAAUGGUUUUUCAGUAGGAAGUGAAGGGAAAACUCCUAGAGAUGGCUGCAAGAGAUGACAACGAUGAUCCAAUGGAGGCAAAGGAGGAGGAGAAUAUAAACGAAAGCAUAAUGGAGAUGCAAGAUGACCAACAGAUGGAAGAAAACAACAAUCAAGAUGAGGAGAUGCAAGCUGUUGAUACAAGAUCUGAAAGUUGUGUUUCUCUUUCUGAUGAUGAAGAACAAUUGCUGAUGGGACAUGAUGAUGAGUCGGAUCUUGAGAAACCUCUGAGCGAGGAAGAGAUAGACGAGUUGAUUUCAGAGCUUGUGGGAGUAGAGAGUAAGGCGGCAGAAGCUCAAAAAGCAAUUGAAGAGGAGUCUCUUGCUACAGUAGAGGGUGAAGUUAGGGAGAAACUAGCACGCACACUCCGUCUGGAUAAAUCUGUAUCAGCUGAAAUGAUGACUUUUAAAGACGUAAGGGAGGAAACUCUUGAUAAUCUUGAAAUUAAAAGUGCAAACUUGUUGGAACAACUAUCAGGUGCUGGAGUCGAACUUCCAAAGUUGUACAAAAUGAUUGAAAGUCAAGUCCCUAGUCGUCUCUACACAGAAGCUUGGAAAAAAAGAGCCCACUGGGUUGGGACUCAGGUAACAGAAGAAACCGUGGAAUCAUUGGCAAACGCAGAGAGUUUUCUUCAGACUCACCGUCCUGUCCGAAAACGACAUGGAGAACUUUUGGAGGAGGGAGCUAGUGGGUUUCUGGAGAAAUUUUUUGCUGAUAAUGGUGUUAAAGAAUCUCAAGCUGGACCAUCUGAGCUUGACUGGUUAUCUCUCAACAAAGUUUUUACGGAAAAAAAGGAUGAGGCUGUCUCCUUUGGUAGUAAGAAUUGGGCUUCUCUUUACUCGGCAAGCACUCCACAACAAGCUGCAGCCAUGGGAUUAGAGUUUCCAGGAGUCAAUGAGGUGGAGGAAAUUGAAGAGAUUGAUGCAGACUUGGAAGGUACUUUUUUUGCCGAUGCAAUGGAAAACGAAAGAGUGCUUGCCCAAACUGAAGAACAAAAGAAAGACUAUACUAGAGCCAGAGAGGAUGAUGAUAUAAAUAUUGAUCUUCAACUUUGUUUGAAUCGGAAGAGACGCAAGACAAGAUCUAAACAGGUUAUCAGGCACACGGCAGAGAAUAGUGAUGAUGAGUCUGCGUGUUUGUAUGUGAAUAAUACUGUCCCAAACCCGGCUGAAGAUCAAGUAAAAUGUCUGGAGACUAGCACUCAGUUUCAAAACAAUGAAGACGACAAAGAGGAAAACGUGAACUUGUCUAAUUCAGAUGUAGAUGAGAUGGUUCCUGUCACAGAUUCUAAUGCUGAAGAUAGUCAAAACACUUCAAAGAAACAGAAGGUUGGUUGCUGCUCAGACAAGUUGGUGGAGAACUUACUACAGAUACACAACCCCAACUGGAUCUCUAGUUUGCAUGAGCAUGAGACAUUUCUAAAAGAAAAUGAAGAAGAGAACCCGACAAUGGAAGAAAAAGACAUGGCCUGGGAAGUUUACAGGAGAGCGUUAGAGUGGAAAGGAGUUCAGCGUGUAGCUCCAGAGCUCCAAAAACCUUUACCUUCACCACAAACAGUGACCCCACGGCUCCCAAAGAGGUUCAACAGAAGUCGUUUUGUGAUCCGCAACUGCACUAGAACGGCGCAUCAGCGCACACUCAUAAGCCAAGGAAGUAAAGUCGGUAGCAGCACGGUUUGUGGGGAGUGUGGGCUCGUAUUAACGUGGGAAGAUGUUACUACACCUGCGCCCAAAAUAGAUUACUUUUGAAACAUUGCAAAAGAGUUUGAGUUUGCUUUUUGCUUAUUUUAAGUUGGAACUGAAACCAAGAUAGAGUUUACUUGAACUCAUGCUGAAACUUGUGUCUUAUAAACCUAAAGUGAUUUGAGAAGUUUUAAGAGUAACUAGCCUCGGGCAUUCGGUUUUUGGUUCGAUUUUGGUUUGAUUAUUUCGGUUUUCGAUUAGGUUUGGAUAAGAAAUUGGAAUCCAACUAAUAUCUGAGGUAAUUUUGGAUCCCAAUCGGUCCGGUUAGAUUCUGAUUUUUUGGUUUAUUUAGGUUAAAAAUUUAGAAUAUUUGGGAUUUUUGGAUUAAAUAUCAGAUUUUUCGAGUUUUGGAUCUUUUGUUUUUUUGAAUAGGUCGGAUAAUUGUUAAUAUUUCGAUAAAAAAAUUUAUUCAUUUUUGGUAUUUCAAUUUAUAAAUAAUAUUUUAAAAUUAUUUGAUUUUUUAAAAUUAAAUAUAGUUAAUAUUUAUAAGCUUACAAACUAUAUUAUAGUUAAUACUCAUUCGAUAUCGGUUUGGAUAAUCGGUAGGAUCCAAAUCCAAACCAAAUCCCAUUUUUGGAUUCCAUUCUGGAUAAAUGCGCACAAGCCUAAGAGUAACUAACAUUGCAAGGUUGUGCUUAUCCCAUUUUGAGUUUGCAAAUCACUGUUCGAGAUUUCGAAUAUACAACUUACAUAACCAUAUAAUUGACGUAAAACUUGAAAUCUGAGGCUGAAGAUAAUACAGUUAAGAGAAAUAAACGGAAAAGAGUGACCAGAAACAUAACAAGACACUGGAACAUACUAAACUAUUGGAGACAAGACAUAAGCUAAUCUCUAAUUCAAACCAUUUCAGACUUAACAAAACUUGUUUCCUGUACAAAAAAAAAACAAC
Brassica rapa (field mustard) is the source of this 3655-nucleotide messenger RNA. RefSeq names its product protein CHROMATIN REMODELING 20-like. Gene Ontology annotation, molecular function: ATP hydrolysis activity. Gene Ontology annotation, cellular component: nucleus. NCBI's taxonomy places the organism in Eukaryota, Viridiplantae, Streptophyta, Magnoliopsida, Brassicales, Brassicaceae. The record is from RefSeq and is a predicted model, not a curated record.